ACCAAGAGGACUUGAACUUGAGAACUUCGCGAAACUCGAAUUCAAACAGCUGCCAGCAAAUCCACUCUUUCGUCAAAUAAACAAUAAACUUAAACCCAGAUCGCAAAGGGAACAUUCUUUGCCAUAGCUUAUUGACGAUUCCAACUCCAUUGUUCCCCUCAUUCUCUCCCAAUUCAUUCCAUCUUCUUUGAGAACACAAAAGGAUAAUUCAAGAUGACUCGAGGAGAGGUAAAUAAACAAAAACAAUUCUAUUAUUUACAACACUUCACCCACCUCAGCAUCACUUCACACACUUCAUUGAGAGAAGCGUAUAUCUCCUGCAUGCAUCCAUUCAUCGAUCCAUCAUAUACGCGUCGCAAUGAUCGAUAAUUGACAAUUCUUUCAUUCUAGAUUCUUCACCUUCAUAUCGGUCAAGCUGGUACUCAGCUUGGUAACAGUGCUUGGGAGUUGUAAGUUGAUUUGAUGCCUCGUAUAUUCGGUUGUAUAUCUACUGAUUGAUCGUUUAGAUAUCUCCUUGAGCAUGGUCUCUUACAAGAUGGUCGCCCUGACCCCGAGGCAAAGGCCGUCCACGAAUCUGGUCAACUCGAUACAGUCUUCACGGAAACCGGCAAUGGUAAAUACGUACCUCGAUCCAUCUUCGUCGAUCUCGACCCAUCUCCAAUUGACGAGAUCCGAACUGGUGAUUACAGAUCACUCUUUCACCCAGAGCUUUUGAUCAGUGGAAAGGAAGAUGCUGCCAACAACUACGCUCGUGGUCACUAUACAAUUGGAAAGGAGAUGUUGGAUGGUACUUUGGACAAGAUCCGUCGCGUUCUGGUGAGGAAACAUUGCAUGUGUCUAUAAAUGGACAUUACUAAUUAGCUGCCACAAGGAUAACUGCUCUUCUCUUCAAGGUUUCUUGAUCUUCCACUCUUUCGGUGGUGGAACCGGUUCUGGUUUCGGGUCUCUGUUGCUUGAGCGUCUCUCUACCGACUAUGGCAAGAAAUCAAAACUCGAAUUCGCAGUUUACCCAGCUCCAAGGGUUUCUACCGCUGUUGUCGAGCCAUAUAACGCUGUUCUCAGCACUCAUAGCACCAUCGAAAACUCCGACUGUACCUUCUUGGUCGAUAACGAGGCCGUGUACGAUAUCUGCCGCCGCAACUUGGACAUCCCACGUCCUUCAUUUGAGCAUCUCAACAGAUUGAUUGCUCAAGUUGUCAGCUCCAUUACCUCGUCGCUUCGUUUCGAUGGUGCUAUGAAUGUCGAUCUCAACGAGUUCCAAACUAACUUGGUUCCUUACCCAAGAAUUCAUUAUCCAUUGAUCAGUUACGCCCCAGUCAUUUCCGCUUCUAGAAGUUCUCACGAGAGCUUCAAGACUCAAGAAUUGACCCUCCAGUAUGUUUCUCCAUUUUUGUAUUAAUAUUUCAUACUGACUCCAUAAAGAUGCUUUGAACCAAACAAUCAAAUGGUGGUCUGCGAUCCCCGCAACGGAAAAUACAUGGCCGUUGCCCUCCUUUACCGUGGUGACGUCGUUCCCCGUGACUGCAACGCUGCUGUCGCUUCCCUUAAAGCUAAGACAUCAUUCAACCUCGUCGAAUGGUGUCCAACUGGUUUCAAGCUCGGAAUCAACUACCAAAAGCCUAUGUCUGUUCCAUCCACUGCACCCAACGAUGGUGCCCUUGCCUCAGUCGAUCGAUCCGUCAGUAUGUUGUCCAACACCACCGCUAUUGCCGAAGCUUGGUCAAGAUUGGAUCACAAAUUCGAUCUUAUGUACAGCAAGCGUGCUUUCGUGCAUUGGUAUGUUGGUGAAGGUAUGGAAGAAGGAGAGUUUAGUGAAGCAAGAGAAGAUUUGGCAGCAUUGGAGAAGGACUACGAAGAGGUUGCUGCUGAUAGCUUUGAGGCUGAAGAGACUGAAGCCGAGUAUUAAGUUACCAGCCGGUAUAUGACAUUUUGAGCUUUGCGUCAUUUGAUCCAUAUGGGGUGGUUUGUGUUCUGCGAAUAUCCGAAAAAGAGCGUCUGAUUAUUCGGUGAGAUUGGUAAAUAAAUGGAUUGAUGAAGUGAAGACGGUCUUAAGAUGAGACCGGCAGAGAUAAGAUGAGAUAUUUUAGUUUGCUAGACGAUAUUAUGAAUAGUUGAUAUGCAAUAUGAAUAUGAAUCUUGAUGAUAUGAACUU
Molecule: messenger RNA, 2152 nt
Organism: Sclerotinia trifoliorum
Lineage: Eukaryota; Fungi; Ascomycota; Leotiomycetes; Helotiales; Sclerotiniaceae
Source: the annotation of a GenBank genome assembly